This is a messenger RNA of Pichia membranifaciens NRRL Y-2026, 823 nucleotides long. RefSeq lists its product as hypothetical. The coding region runs from base 20 to 751 and encodes 243 amino acids. The record is from RefSeq and is a predicted model, not a curated record. NCBI's taxonomy places the organism in Eukaryota, Fungi, Ascomycota, Pichiomycetes, Pichiales, Pichiaceae. The transcript has a single exon. Gene Ontology annotation, cellular component: nucleus.
CCCCCACACCCACCACGCCAUGAACUGCGCAGACGAAGCCUCCGAAGACGACCACCACACCCACUCCCACUCCCAUUCACACACACAUCCGCACGGCGACCCCCCCGUCGCCACCACCGUCGCCCAGUCCCUCAACCACCGCAUCGACACCCCCCGCCUCGCCGCCUACAACCUCCGCAACCCCCAGCACGAGCUCCCGCGCCUCUUCAAGACCCAGGCCGCCCGCCUCGAGACCACCCCCGUCUUCCGCUCCCACUUCGGCCCAGAGCUCCUCAUCACCAUCCCCUUCACGGGCCCCGUCAAGCUCUUCUCCCUCCUCGUGCGCGCCGCCCCAGACGCCCCCCACGCCCCGCACACCCUCCGGCUCUACCGCAACGCCCCGCAGCUCUCCCUUGACUCCGUCCGCGCCGCCCGCCCCACCUAUGUGUGCGAGCACCCGGCGGCCGCCAGCGCCGCCGCCAGCGCCGCCGAUUCCGCUGCUGACACCGCCGGCUUUGUCGAGCACCACCUCCCGCGCCGCAAGUUCGCCGGCACAUCCACCCUCACCAUCUUCUUCGACCCGGGCCCCGCCGCCGACCCCGACGCCGGCCCGGCACUCGAGCUCUACGCGCUCGAGCUCCGCGGCGACUGGGCCGGCCCGGCCACGCGCGCGCCCGUGGCGCUGCUCUACGAGUCCGCCGCCCGCCGUGAAGACCACCCGGUCGGUCAGACCGCCGACGCCGCCGCCAGCUCCAGCCGGCUCGGCCUCUGAGCAGACGCCGCCCGGACGGCGCAAUGCGCUCGCGAAACCGCCGGCGCUCGAUCGUCCCUGUUUGUAGACCCC